AUGUUCGAACUCUUUCGUGGACCGUAUUGGCUGGAUCGAUCGACCGUUACCUGGAUCCUUGUCUGUUCUGUUGUCACCAUCGGGAUGAUCCAGUUCCGCAAGAAACGUUUUGAUCCGAAAGGACAACACUGUUAUAUCGGAGGCGGCUCACAAGGCCUUGGCCUGGCACUUGGAUGUCUACUUGCCAGUCGGGGAGCCCACGUAACGAUCGUUUCUCGGAGUCAAAAAAAGCUGGACGAGGCUCUAGAAAGAAUUGAAACAUUUCGAACAUCUCCAUCUCAAAAAUUUGCAAGCUUGGCGUAUGAUCUCUCGAGUGUCGAGGGUGCGGAGAAAGCCAUGGAUGCCGCUGCUGCACCAUUUGACGGGAAGGUACCAGACCAUGUAUUUAGUUGCACCGGAGGGGCAGCCGGAAUUCUUGGAUAUUUCAUCGAGCUUACACCAGCUCAACUCCAACAAAGUAUUGAUGUGAACUAUUGGACCGCAGUGUGGACAGCACAAGCAGCUGGUCGAAGGAUGGCUAAACAGGGUGUUCGUGGAUCGAUAGUAUUGACAUCCUCAGUAAUUGGGUUCUUUGCCGUGCCAGGUUAUUCGGCAUACGCAGCUGUCAAGCAUGCUGUCAGAGGACUUGCCGAAUCACUGAGGAUCGAGUUCCUACUUUACAACAUCAACGUCCAUUGCUAUUUUCCCGCGACGAUUUUUUCGCCUGGCUUUGAGGAAGAGCAGAAAUCGAAACCUGAACUGACAAAAAUUAUCGAAGGGGCAGACGAGGGGUUAACGCCUGAGCAAUGUGCCCUUCGACUGGUCAGAGGUCUCGAGAAAGGGCACGUAAUGAUCACUUCAGAUCCAAUUGGCCACCUCUUCAGAAAUAGCAUGCGUGGAAUGUCACCUGUCUCGAACUACAUUCUUGAUCCAAUUUUUGCCGCUGUUGCUCCCAUCGCCAUCCCGAUCUGGAGGAAGAUUACAGAACGUCAGAUUAGGUCACACAUCCCCCAACACAAGAAAGAAGUGGUUGAUCGAUUAUAA
This is a messenger RNA of Puccinia triticina, 1023 nucleotides long. RefSeq lists its product as uncharacterized. The record is from RefSeq and is a predicted model, not a curated record. The transcript is spliced from 6 exons. Gene Ontology annotation, molecular function: 3-dehydrosphinganine reductase activity. Gene Ontology annotation, cellular component: endoplasmic reticulum membrane. Bases 1 to 1023 code for a protein of 340 amino acids. NCBI's taxonomy places the organism in Eukaryota, Fungi, Basidiomycota, Pucciniomycetes, Pucciniales, Pucciniaceae. Gene Ontology annotation, biological process: sphingolipid biosynthetic process.